AGGGAAUUCUUGCAGGUGAGGGUACGCCAACAAUCGCACGCAGUGAUGACUUCUGCAGCUUAUACCAUUUACAGCUUAAAAAUGCUAAAUGUUUCAACGGCAAUUAGGAGUUUCCAGUGCUGAGGUAAUCUUAGGUCUUGCUGCAACUACAAGGGUGUGAUCACAAGAUUAGACAGUGGGAGGGAAGGAUCCCAGUCUCUAACCAGUCUUUGAAGAAUGGCUCCACAAUAGCCGAAAGAGCGAACAUAUAGGAUCUAAUGAGGCUGUUAUCUGAUGUGGAUAAGUGCAGUCCACAAACUGUAUGAGUAACAGACUGGCUUCACAUAGACAGGUCCCUGGAAAACACUGCGUCUCACAGUGGGCAUACUGAAGCUUCCCUCUCUUCUGUAGGAACUUGUCAAGACACCAGUGCCUGCAGCAUGUUGCAGACCGUCUCUGAAUGGCUGUGGUGGGAGCGUCUGUGGCUGCCAGAAAACGUCUCCUGGUCUGAUCUGGAGGACAGUGAAGGUCGUGUCUACGCUAAAGCCUCCCAACUUUACGCUGCUCUGCCCUGCGCCCUCUGCAUGCUCCUAGUCAGAUACCUGUUUGAGAGGUAUCUGGCCGCACCACUGGCUGAUGUUUGGGAAAUCAGGGACAGGGUACGACUCACUGCAGCACCCAACCCAGUCCUAGAAAACUACUUCUGCAGCCAAGCACGGGUUCCAUCAAAGGCUGAUGUGACGUCUCUGUGUAAGAAGACCAGUUGGCCGGAAAGGAGAGUUCAAGUCUGGUUCAGGAGGAGGAGGAACCAGGAGCGUCCAGGGCUUCGCAAGAGGUUCUGCGAGGCUAGUUGGAGAUGUGUGUUUUAUUUUUUUGCAUUUGUCUAUGGAGUCCUAGCUCUCUAUGAUAAACCUUGGUUCUAUAAUCUGAAGGAGGUUUGGGCAGGCUUCCCUAAACAAUCCAUGCUGCCAUCUCAGUACUGGUAUUAUCUCUUGGAAAUGGGCUUCUACUCUUCUCUGCUCCUCAGCCUCACUUUCGAUGUUAAACGGAAGGACUUCAAAGAGCAGGUGAUUCAUCACAUAGCCACACUGACUCUUCUGAGUUUCUCCUGGAUUUCAAACUACAUCCGUAUUGGGACGCUUGUGAUGGCAGUUCAUGACUCCGCCGACAUACUGCUCGAGGGUGCAAAGGUAUUAAACUACGCCAAGUGGCACCGGACUGCUAAUGCCAUGUUUGUGGUGUUCACAUUUCUCUUUAUGCUGACAAGACUUGUCAUAUUUCCAUUCUGGUUGAUCCACUGUACAUGGGUUUACCCACUGGAGGAGUUUGCUCCCUUCUUUGGCUACUACUUCUUCAAUGUGAUGUUGUUGGUGCUGCAGAUGCUCCACUUCUACUGGGCUGUUCUCAUAUCACGAAUGCUCUACAAGUGUAUCUUCAGCAAGCUGGAAGGUGAUGACAGGAGCGAUGCAGAGGAGGAUGACAGUGACUCACCGAUGGAAAGAAACCACAAAUCCAGUCACAUCAAUGGCUCUGGAGCCAGAGGCCGGGCCAAUGGCCACUAACGCAUACACACAGGCGGAAGCAGAGAAAAAGGAAACUGGACAGCAGACACAUGGACAGAUUCAGUCUGAAUCACAGCUGUUAGAAUCUAAUUGCUUAUAAGAAACAGUAAAUACUCUGAUACACAGAGAUUAUUAUUUAAAGGCACUGUGAAGGAUUAUACAUAAACAGAUGUCAGGCUUUGUCGUUUCUGGAGUUCCUCAAUUCAGAACCUUUUAAUAACUACCUUAUUCUUCUCCUAAUUAAAAAUAGAGGAAGACACCUUCAAUAUUUUGUUUUUGCAUGUUGUAUGUUGUUGAGAAUAAUUAUAAUCACAGUAAAAAUGAUGACGUGAGUCACAUGUGUGGAUAUAUGUGCUUCUACCAGUGUGUUUGGUCGGGCACAUUAAUGCAAAACCAAAGCUACGAGGAAAUGUUUUUAAUGUGAUUUUAAAACUGUAUGUGUAUGUGUACUUUUUUAAUACAACAUAUGUGUGUCAGUA
This is a messenger RNA of Dicentrarchus labrax (European seabass), 2020 nucleotides long. It is a transcript of the gene cers3b, whose product is annotated as ceramide synthase 3b. Gene Ontology annotation, biological process: ceramide biosynthetic process. Lineage: Eukaryota; Metazoa; Chordata; Actinopteri; Moronidae. The transcript has 13 exons. Bases 420 to 1541 code for a protein of 373 amino acids. Gene Ontology annotation, cellular component: membrane. The record is from RefSeq and is a predicted model, not a curated record. Gene Ontology annotation, molecular function: sphingosine N-acyltransferase activity; DNA binding.